AUGUCUCUCGUCGAUUGGCGAACAGGCGGACUAUCGAAGCCCGCAGCUGGUGUGCUUGGAUCGCUUGACUCGGCGACCGGCGCGCCUGAGACGUUCAGAGGCGAGGCGAUCGAAAAAGAAGCCGAGAGCUUUGCCACUGCCCUUGCAGGUAUUGCGGUGAGCGUGUGGACUGCACAGGAUGAGGACACCAAGCCGUCCAAUCAACUUUCUGAUCCGCAACCCAAAGACUCGUUGCCGCGGCUGCAGGAGCCCACCACUCUUAUGUCCAUUGCGAUGGAUAAGGCGUAUGGAGUCAAUGAUCCCUCACACGAUAAGACACGAGAACCCAUGCAAACAGCCCUGUGGUCAGGCGUGCUGCCCUUUCUUCGGUUCUUGUACAUUGUAUCCGACACUUGGGAGCGUCUAGCGAAUGCUUUGGAUCCGACUCCCCCUUUCCCUAGCCUUGAUCACAAAUUACGCCUGGCAGCUCUACUUGUCCUGCUCGCCCUGGGAACCACAUUCGUAUCGCUGGAUUCUGUUGCCAGAAUUCUCAGCUUUGCAUUAGGCGUCGGGCUGUUUGCUAGACCUCCGCUGACAUGGGCGAUCAGCUCUCUCGAGCAAAGAUGUCCAGGAUGGUCAAAUCUGAUGUCUCCCGAGCACCACAUCUUCAGAGGCAUUCCAACCAAUGCUCAACUAGCCAUAACACUCCUUCGCAGCGCGGAAAACCAUGUCUCACCGCUACCGCUCCGGCCACAUACGAAGCAGUCACCAACGAUCAAGCCAAUACCUAUACCCUCGAAAGCUGACGCAGAAACCUGGGAGGCUCCCUUAGGCGCUUCGCAAGCAGACCUAGCUGACGCUGCCGCACCAGAUCAGAAUGUGCUUGACGCCGCCAGCGGUCCAUGCUCAGAGAUUCAGGCGACAGAACGCCGUAAGCCACACCGAUUAUUUGGUCUCGUUAAAGGCGGCAUCAAGUCAACAGUGGAGAUGACACUGAAGGCAGACAAACUCCGAGCCAAGGCCGGACACCAGAGCGCGAAGAACCGGAUCGGCAUACUUCCACACAAGAAUAACGCCGGUGACAGAGAACCGGGUCCAUGGAUCUUUGCCGUCCGUCAUGACGGCAAAGAGGGACGGCUCCAUAUAGGUGCCGAUGGCACUAUAUCAUUUAACGACGCAUGGACCAUACAUGCAACAGAGAUCACGGAGUUGAAGAAGCACGAUGGCUUGGGAUUCAAGGCCAGAGUCGUUGUGGGUUGGGCCAUGGACCUCGAUGUCAAAGACGGUUUGGAGAUUACAGAUCGGUCUGGGAAGUCGUAUGUGCUUACGGCGGUCCCCCAAAGGGACCAGCUUUUCAACAGGCUUUGCGCAAUCGGUGGUCAGAAAUGGGACGUUGGGUGA
Messenger RNA from Cyphellophora europaea CBS 101466, 1380 nucleotides. RefSeq lists its product as uncharacterized. Bases 1 to 1380 code for a protein of 459 amino acids. The record is from RefSeq and is a predicted model, not a curated record. The transcript has 2 exons. NCBI's taxonomy places the organism in Eukaryota, Fungi, Ascomycota, Eurotiomycetes, Chaetothyriales, Cyphellophoraceae.